Sorex fumeus (smoky shrew) is the source of this 2792-nucleotide messenger RNA. It is a transcript of the gene DNAJC14, whose product is annotated as DnaJ heat shock protein family (Hsp40) member C14. The transcript is spliced from 7 exons. The record is from RefSeq and is a predicted model, not a curated record. The coding region runs from base 215 to 2359 and encodes 714 amino acids. Gene Ontology annotation, molecular function: dopamine receptor binding. NCBI's taxonomy places the organism in Eukaryota, Metazoa, Chordata, Mammalia, Eulipotyphla, Soricidae.
UGACCCCGGAAGUGGAAGUAGGUGCGGGUCUACGGCCUCGGCGGGGACGGAAGGCGGAAGCGGAGCGUGAGCAGGAGGCGGAGCCGGGGGAGCUGCUCCAGUAGCUCCCCCUGGCCCCAGGCUCAGCUGCUCGAGGGGGAGGAGUCACCGCCGCUCUCCGGCUUUAACUUCCCAUGAUGGCUGUGACUUAGAGCCCUCAGGAAGGCCUGGGGUCAUGGCCCAGAAGCACCCCGGAGAAAGAGGGUUGUGUAGAGCCCACCACGGUGGUGGUACUUCCCUCAGGACUUUAGGGCCUUCUGGUGGCCCUGAAAUUCUUUCGUUCUCAGGACUCAGGGACUCAGCGGGGCGUGCUGCUAAUGGUACCCGCUGCCGUGCUGCUAAUGGUACCCGCUGCCGUGCUGCUAAUGGUACCCGCUGCCUCACAGAACACUCUAGUCCUAAGUACACAGAGCCCCCAAACCCAGCUCACUGGUCGGAUCCAAGCCAUGGCUCCCCAAGAGGCCCAGGCCCACCUCGGGCUAGAGAGGACCCGGAUCAGAGUGAGGCAUAUUCAGAAGAAGAAUCGGGAGUGGAUCAGGAACUCUCAAGAGAAACUGAGGCCAGGUGCCAGGAGCAUGGAAACCCUUCUUUUCUUACCAUUCCGUCUGCUUGCAACUGCCAUGGAAUCUCGGAAGGGCUGUACUCCGGGGGAAAGGAGAGCUUGGCUAGCACCUUUUGCCACCACUGUACCUCUCCAGCUUUGGAGGAAGAUGAAGAGAAAUACAAUGAUGAGGAACCUCUUAAGUUCCCCAGUGAUUUUUCACGAGAACCCAGUGGAAAGAAACCUCCUGCCCGGAGACAGCGGCACCGGCUUCCAGCCAAGGAGGAUACUCGGGAGGGUGGACGCAGGGAUCCCAGGUCUCCUGGUCGACAUCGGCUGGGCCGGAAACGAAGUCAGGCAGAGAGACGCCGAGGCAUAGGACUGUGGGGAGCUGAGGAACUGUGUCAGCUAGGACAGGCGGGCUUUUGGUGGAUGAUCGAACUGCUGGUAUUGGUGGGAGAAUAUGUGGAAGCUUGUGGCCAUCUGAUCUAUGCAUGCAGGCAGCUGAAUGGCAGUGAUCUGGAUCUUUUUCGAGUCUGGGUGGGAGUCUGGGCAGGGCGACUUGGGGGCUGGGCCCAGGUGGUGUUCUGUUUUCUCAGCCAGGGAUUUCUCUAUGGGACAGGGCUGUUCACCCGCUUUCUCAGACUACUGGGUGCUUUGUUGCUCCUGGCACUGGCCCUCUUCUUGGGCUGUCUGCAGUUGAGCUGGCAGUUUCUCCUGGGAUUGGGUGACCGUUCAGGCUGGAGAGGUAGAGCUACCUGGCUUUUCUCUUGGCUCGAUUCUCCUACCUUGCAGCGUUGCGUGACUAUGUUGAGAGAGAGUAGGCCAUGGCAGCUGCUGGUAAGAAUGGUUCAGUGGGGUUGGCUUGAGUUGCCUUGGGUGAAGCGGAGGACCAAUAGACAAGGGAAUGCACCUGCAGCAAGUAGUCGCUUCUGCCAGCCUGAAGAGGAAGUGGCUCGACUCUUGACUAUGGCUGAGGUUCCUGAAGAUGAGCUAAACCCUUUCCACGUGUUGGGGGUUGAAGCCACAGCAUCAGAUGUUGAAUUGAAGAAGGCCUAUCGGCAGCUGGCAGUGAUGGUUCAUCCUGACAAAAAUCACCAUCCCCGGGCUGAGGAGGCUUUCAAGGUUUUGCGGGCAGCUUGGGACAUUGUCAGCAACCCUGAAAGGCGGAAGGAAUAUGAGAUGAAACGAAUGGCAGAGAAUGAAUUGAGCCGUUCAGUGAAUGAAUUUCUUUCCAAGCUGCAGGAUGACCUCAAGGAGGCAAUGAAUACUAUGAUGUGCAGCCGAUGCCAGGGAAAGCAUAAGAGGUUUGAAAUGGACCGGGAAGCAAAGAGUGCCAGAUACUGUGCUGAGUGUAAUAAGCUACAUCCUGCUGAGGAGGGAGACUUUUGGGCAGAAUCAAGCAUGUUUGGUCUCAAGAUCACAUACUUUGCACUGAUGGAUGGAAAGGUGUACGACAUCACAGAAUGGGCUGGAUGCCAGCGCGUGGGAAUCUCUCCAGACACCCACAGAGUCCCCUAUCACAUCUCAUUUGGUUCUCGGCUCCCAGGCACCAGUGGGCGGCAGAGAGCCACUCCAGAUUCCCCUCCUGCAGACCUUCAGGAUUUCUUGAGUCGGAUCUUUCAAGUACCCCCAGGCCAUAUGUCCAAUGGAAACUUCUUUGCAGCUCCUCAGCCUGGCCCCGGACCCACUACACCCUCCAAGCCCAACAACACAGUACCCAAGGGAGAAACCAAACCGAAGAGGCGGAAGAAAGUGAGGAGGCCCUUCCAACGUUAACGCCCCAACUCUUUCUUCCUCAAAUCAAUGUCAGGGAGUCCAAAGGGCUGUGUACAGCACAGGAUGGAGUUUGAUUUAUUUUUAAAUACUUAAAAAAAAAGGGAAACUUUCAAGCUCAUAUUGUUCACUCAGUACUUAUAGGAAGCCCUGAAACUACUCUCCCUCUUCCACCAGCACCCAGGAACUGAAUUUUGUCUUCUGACAAUACCAAAGAAAUUAGGGAGUAACUAGAGCAAGAUCUAGGGCCUAGACCUGGGCUGGACAGUAUCUCCCAUAGCAAUGUGGGUAUCUCCUGGGUUCUAGAGCUAUUGUCUUAUUUUUUGCUUCUAGAGCAGAUGACACUUUCCUUCCUCUUUAAAUUACAAGUUUUCUUACUUCAUAACCCAUUUCAGGAGGGAAUUCCAUCCUUUACCCAGAAGAACUAGUUGAAAGA